Messenger RNA from Doryrhamphus excisus (bluestripe pipefish), 2390 nucleotides. NCBI's taxonomy places the organism in Eukaryota, Metazoa, Chordata, Actinopteri, Syngnathiformes, Syngnathidae. The record is from RefSeq and is a predicted model, not a curated record.
ACCAACAGCGAGAAGGAACGACGGCCGCGUUCAAAAUGUGGUACUUUCACAGACUAUUUCUCUGUUUUGACUUGGUUAAAUAUAUUAAUUGACUGCUUCACUGUUAGCUAGCUUGAAACUACAACGCCAAAAUUAUCUCAGAGACUGCAAAAGUCAUUGUAAUUACGAGCUAGUUUAAGAUAGUUUUUGCGGAAAGGAAACAAAACACAACCACCGGCGAUGAUUCGUCUUACCUGGACCUCGGAAGGCGGGAGAGCCAAACGAGGGAAUUAUUUCCGGUUCAUUUAGUAAGGUCACCUGGUUACAAAACAACUAGCUUACCGGGCUAUUAAGUGUGUCACGAGGUGUGCCCUUCCCCCACCGAGAAAUGGCGUCGACGCAAAGAUGACAGCGAAUGAAGACGGUUAAAAAAUGGACGAGCUGAGGCCUUCACUUCCUGUCAAACUUGUCGUCAGCCUCGACAGAGAAACCAGAGGAAGUCUCUCGCCCCGCGCCUCCCCAACCCAGAGAGUUGAUCUAGAUGCUGGCACGGAAGUUAUGUGUUUCAGAGCGCAGGUGGCUCCGUGGCGAGCCACGUUCUUCUUCCCGCGUCCAUGCUGUAACAAAGUGUUGAGUUGCACAAGUGGAUGUCAGGAAUGGGGACCAUCCCAAACGACAUCAGGAGACUCCUGGAUGACUGCGAGCUGUUUGUGUCGGAUAUCCUCCAGGAUGAGCGGCUGAGUGAAAACGCAAAAGAGACCCGGAAAGUCUUGCUGAAUAAUUUCAGGGUGGUGCACGCGAGGAACCCUCAGGAAUUCCCCUUCCGGUUGUCAGCUGACUCCAGGGAGGACGACGGUUCCGACGACAACCGCAGCUCCAGUUUGGGCCGCUCUGCCCCGUCGGACGACGCCUCGCUUGCUUCCGACUACCAGGACGACGGCGCGCCCGAGUUCUUUGAGGACAUCCCACCCACGGCAGCACAAGACCUCGGCAACAUCUUGAAGCAAGGCUACUUGGAAAAGAGACGGAGAGAUCACAGCUUCUUUGGCCCGGAGUGGCAGAAGAGGUGGUGCGUCCUCAACAAUUCCAUAUUCUUCUACUUUGGGAGUGAAAAAGAUAAGCAACAGAAAGGCUCGUUUUACAUCAACGACUACAGCGUUCAGCUCGUCGCCAACGUGAGGAAGGACUCCAAAAGGAACGCCUGUUUCGAGCUCUUUGCUCCCGGGCGGAGGACGUUUCAGUUCACGGCCAGCAGUCCUCAGGAGGCACGGGAGUGGGUGAACCACAUCAGCUUUGUUUUGCGAGAUCUCAGCUCCAGCACCAUUCCUUUCGACGAGGACGAGGAGGAUGAGAGCGACGACGAAGAGGGGGCCUACGACGACAUCGAAGGGGCAGGCGGCUCGGCCCCGCCUCUGACGAAAGGCGACGAGGACGAUGACAGCGACAUCUACGAGGUUCUGCCAGAUGAGGACUUCCCAGAUCCAGCCGACGAGGGCACGGAAACGGCCAACAGAACAGAUUUUGCCAACUACUACCAGGCUGUGUGGGACUGCCGGGCCGACCAGCCGGACGAGCUGUCCUUCGUCAGAGGUGACCUCAUCUUCGUCCUCAGUAAGGAGUACAACAUCCACGGCUGGUGGGUCGGUGAGCUGAACGGCACGGUGGGGAUUGUCCCCAAGGACUUCCUGCACCCCGCCUACAUCCUGUGAGCCGCGGCAGCAGUCUCGUCCGCGGCGUGGGCCGGCAGCGAGGACGCCAUUUCCUGCCCCGAGUGUCUCCUGCUGCCUAAUUCGGGAACAUCGCUGCUCUCCAGCACCUUGAAGUCGUUGUUCUCGCUCGAGUCCCUCAGCUCGUCUUCGUCGGCGCAUCCGUUCACGUGAAGUUCCAACGUGGUGCCGCCAGACACCGGGGACCAGGGGUGGGGGUCCUCGGGGGAGCACAUCUUCACAAAGCCGUUUGGCGGCGGGAUCAGAUCGGCGGUGGCGUCGUCAUCGACGUGUUCCUCGUCGCUGAUGUCUUCCUCAUCGCUGACCUUGACGAUGCUCUCGUUGGAGGACGACAGCAAACUGCUGUCCUCCUCCUCGCUUCGCACUUCCUGUCUGUGCUCGUCUUCAUGGCGUUCCUCCUUCGCCGGGUCGUACAAUUUCACGUUGUCACAAGCAGAAACGACGUCCACUCGUUCCUCCUCCGAGUCCCGAGGAGCUGUACUGUGAACCUCCUCAGAUGAUUGCCGCUCCAUCCGUCCCUCACUGGCUGUAGGCUCCUCCUCCAAGAUGGCGCCAUCCUCUGCAGGCGAGUGCACCUCCACGGGAGUCUCCAUGGGACCGCUCCUCAGCGGCGUGUCCUCGGUCGUGUGGAUGUCAAGACCGCCCCCAAGGUAGAAGGUCGCUUCUGCCGGCUCACCAUCUUCA